Messenger RNA from Sitodiplosis mosellana (orange wheat blossom midge), 2676 nucleotides. Its product is annotated as RNA-binding protein 45. The transcript has 10 exons. The coding region runs from base 601 to 2049 and encodes 482 amino acids. Lineage: Eukaryota; Metazoa; Arthropoda; Insecta; Diptera; Cecidomyiidae. Gene Ontology annotation, molecular function: RNA binding. The record is from RefSeq and is a predicted model, not a curated record.
UUUACAACGCAGUUCAUGUUAUUGUAUUAUUUGACGAAUAAUGAGUUCGUUCAAAGAGUAGAUCAUUCAACUUCCAUGUGGCCAAUACUUCUAUGUGUAUGCGCUCGGACGACCUCUUGUUUGUCUCUUACUCGUAUUUACUGUCAAAUUGGACUGCGUUCAAUAUUUUUUUUUAUCGUAAACAUUUGUAAUAUUAUGGGAUAGAUGCUUGCUUGCAAUUCAUUGUGUGCACAUACAAGUGAACACAAAUGAAGAAGAAGAAGAAGGAGGAGGAGGAGGAAAAGAAAAAGAAUAAGAAGAAGAAGGGCAAAUAGAAGCCGGACACAAAUCAAGACAAAACAUAACACAUCUUUUGUUAAUCAAAAUAAUACAAGGGGUUCAUAUUCCAUAAGCCACAAUCACCUUGAUCAUUUCAAUCACUUUGUUUGCCUUUUAAAAUAUCGAAAUUUCGAUGGCAAUUCCUAAUUUGUUGAUUUAAUUUGAAGAUUUUAAUCAUUUAUUUGUGCUAACAACAAAACAUUCACGGUGAACUUACUUAAUAUUAAGAAUCAUAUAGAAGUGUAGAGCAAAAGAAAAGACUUCCCACACACACAUCACAUCAUGUCGAAUCGACGAAAUGAAGAUACAUCUCGGAGUAAUGGCACACCAAAUUCUGAUGAUCCUCCAAUGUCACGUUUAUUUAUUAUAUGCAAUAAACAAAAUACGGAGGAAGAUUUUCGAGAGGCAUUCCAGAAAUUCGGCAAAAUUGAGGAGAUUUACACAAUAAAAGAUCGCAAUACUGGCGACAACAAAGGUGUUGUUUACAUCAAAUUUAGUAAAACAUCGGAAGCAGCGAAAGCGCUUGAAGAAAUGAACGGAAAGACAUUGGGUACACCACUUGGAAGCAGGCCAUUAAAAGUGCUGGUUGCCUCUAGUCGGAAUCAGGGUUCCGGCCGUAGCGAAAACGAGCAUGAAAAGUAUGUUCGAUUAUUUGUAAUUGUUCCUAAAAAUAUGACCGAAGAGGAUCUGCGAUCAGAGUUCGAGGAAUAUGGCCCAUUGGAAAGUGUAUCGAUGAUUCGUGACAAAGUAACGCGUGAAUGCAAAGGAUUUGCCUAUGUUAAGUUUUUUAAAUUUACACAUGCCGCACUAGCCUAUGAAGGAGUUGGUGGGAAAUACAGAGCGGUUUUUGCGGAGCCAAAAGGUAGUUCACGCGCAACAAACAGUUCGACGUCAGAUCGUUCUGGGAGUCGACACGAUGACUACAGUAUGGUUUCAUACGGUGGCAGUGGGGGUGGUGGUGGUGGUGGCAGCACUAGUGGGAGUGGUAGCAGUGGCAACAACGCUUUCGGGAGUAGUCACGGUAGUCGAUUGGAUUACUCAACUUUUCUAAACAAUCCAGUGAAUCCAAAUAAAACCAAUUUUAACGCCAGUUCGGGAAAUAAUGGCAAUAACAGCGAAGUGCAACUAAAUGUAAUUGUAAGCUCGACAGUCAACCAAGACCAACUUUGGCGACUUUUCGACAUUGUGCCUGGUUUGGAGUAUUGUCACAUUACAGGCGAAUGCAAUAGGAACUCAAACUAUGCGACAGCCGCAUACAGCAGUCUGGAUGCAGCACAAUAUGCGCGGGAGAAAAUACAUGGCUUAGAGUAUCCACCAGGUCAACGGAUUAUCAUUAAAGCAAUUAACAGUACCAGCAAACCAAGCGAAGUGGAAAAUAUUUUUUCAUUCGAAUCCUCACAAUCCACAAAAGAACCAUUUUCCAGUGUUGCCUUACCUGCACCCUUACCAUUGGCAAACCCAACGAGUCCAUGUGCCCAACGAUGUUUUAUAGUAUGCGUUCCAAAGGCGCUCCCACCAAAAAUGCUAAACAAUGUUUUCUCUCGAUUUGGUGAUUUGAUCGAUGUAUACUUAUUGCCGAAUAAAAACUGUGGUUACGCGAAAUAUGCGAGUGAGUCGAGUGCCAUGAAAGCGAUCGAAGUAUUGCAUUCGGCGGAAAUAUGUGGCGUUAAGCUAAAAGUGAUGGAAGCCGAAGAGCCUCGAGACGCGAAGAGGAAACGAUACGAUGAUUAAUUAACACAUUAAGUGCGAUUGAAAAAAAACCUAGAGGACACCGCUUACACAACGUGACGCACGGUGACUCAAAACUUUGCUGAACACGAAGAAAACCAUCAAAAAGGACAAAUCUAACCGAAUAACCCAAUAUCCCACAGAAAAAAAGAACAUUUACAUAUAAAACAAAAACUAUGAAAUCAAAGUGAACAUGGUCGGCCACUCAUUUAAGCCGUGAACUAAGACCGAAACAUACAAAUGGUAUCAAUCAUGAUGAUUUGCAACCACAAAUUGAAAUGUUAUUAUACAUUGUUGAAUGAUGAAAACGAAAUGGCGCAACGUUUUCAGCCGUAUACGGAGUAUGCUCUGCGUGAAUCCGCACUCGAAUUCCUGAUCCGUUUUGUUUGUUCUCACGGAUAAGCAUUUUGAUAUACUUUAUUUUAUUCGUUUGUAAGGAGAGAUAUUGGUGAACCGAACAAUCGAACAAUCGACGCUUAACAAAUUUACAGGUAAAAUGGAAUCAUCCUAGCUGUAAGUCAUAGUAGUAUUUUUAUAGAGCAUUAAUUCAACUUAAUACUUUGUUUAAAAUACGCUUAGCGGUAAACAUUACACUACAACAAAAAAACAUGAAUAAAAUAAAAUACAAGA